AACAGUGUUCUUAGAGGCAGCCACACCUCAGCAAGUUCUUUCUAACUUGGGACAGCGAAGUUCAAAGGAACUAACAGACACAAACGGUUCAGAAAGAGUCCUGAACCGACAUAGCAGGUGACUCUUUACAGCACAAUUGCCCUCUGAAUCUACUUGAUACAUGGCACAGGACUUAAAGGAGGAAAAAAAGGAAAUGGACCAUCUCCUGGAACACCUGGAAUGUGAUCCAAGCCUGGAGACAAAAUGAUGGGUUGCAGCUAGAAGACAAUAAAACUAGCAAUGGAGCCUUUAUAUGAGGAAUACCUAGCAAAUCGUGGAACAAUAGUAAAACCAUAUUACUGGCUAAGCUUCUCUCUAGAUUGCUGUAAUUGUCCUUACCACAUUCGGACAGGUGAAGAAGCAAGAGUUCCCUACUCAGAAUUUCAUCAGAUUUUUGGAUUCCCUUAUGGGCCAACGUAUCCUCAAACAAAACACCUCACAUUUUAUGAACUAAAAACUUCUCCUGGAAGCCUGCUGCAAAAGGGCCAUGCUAGCAGUUGCACUGGGAAUAACACCCAUCCAGAAUCAAUGCUAUUCGAGAUGAAUGGUUAUUUAGACUCGGGCAUACACAAUAACUACAGCAUCAGGCAUAUCAUUCUGUAUUCCAACAACUCGCCUUGUAAUGAAGCUGACCACUGUUGCAUCAGCAAAAUGUACAAUUUCCUGAUAAGGUAUCCGGACGUCACUCUCAGUAUUUACUUCUCUCAGCUCUAUCAUACUGAGACUGACUUUCCUGCCUCUGCGUGGAACCGCGAAGCUCUCCGGAGCCUGGCCAGCUUAUGGCCACAGGUCACUUUGAGCCCAAUAAGUGGUGGGAUGUGGCACUCCCUCCUCAACAACUUUGUGAGUGGUGUCUCAGGACCAACUGUUUUCCAGCCCAUUUUACCAGGGAGAGCACUGGCUGACCGGCACAAUGCAUGUGAAAUCAAUGCCAUAACAGGAGUGAAACCUUAUUUCACUGAUGUUCUUCCCCAGACAAAAGAGAUUCAGGACAUAGAAGCUUUAGAGAGCUACCCCUUAAACAAUGUCUUUCCCGGACAGUCUUUUAAAGUGACAAGUGGACAACUGCAACCCAACGUGACCCCAGAUCUUAGGGUGCCUGUCAUUUUUGUGCUGGUGCCUUACAGAGACCUACCACCAAUCCAUGUGGAUCAAAACCCACAGAAACCCAGGAACAUCGUAAGGCAUUUAAAUACGCCUCAAAUGUCAUUCCAGGAAACCAAGGACCUCGGAAGGCCUCCCAUUGGAAGGCCUGCGGAAAGAGUGGAAAUCACAGAACAGUUUGCAAGUAGCAAAGAGGCAGAAGAAAAGAAGAAGAAGAAAGGGAAAAAAUAAAAUCUACAUUCCUACAACAUGACACCAAACAACUACCAGAGGACUUAUUAGAUAGCCAACAAAAAUCUGGAAACUUUCUCUCUUAAGACUGAUCCUAGAUAGAGAUAAAUUGAUAGACUAAGAGCAAAACCUGAAUUACUUACAACAACUAUUAUAAAGCUAUACUAUUUUUAACAUAACCCAAAAUGUUUCCAUAAGAAACUUCAUCUCUCCCCUUUAUUUUGAAAGUGACAGUAUCAAAAUGGAGCCAUUAGUACCUUGCUAAUAUCUCGGUGUGGAAAAGGAAUGUCAUUAUUCUAGUCUACCCACAUCAUCUUUCCACUAAAAAAGCCCAUAUACAAAAUAGCUUCCUACAUUGGUUUCAGUAUAAAAGUUUACUGUAAAAUUGGAAAACAGCCUGAAGUUACUGACAUUAAGUGCUGCUUGCAAAAGCAAACCAGUGAUUUUUCCAUUAACUGUUAAUCAUGGACAGAAGAUUUUAGGCAGCCCAUUUUUUUUAAAAGUGGUUCAAAAUAGUGUUGUGUGGGGAAAAAGCUCUUCUGCCAAUUGAUUAGAUAUAGCUACAAAAAUUGAUUUUUGAAACCUAGCCACCUGCUCAGUUUGACGUUUCCCAGCUCAGACCUCUCCCUCCUGAGCAGCUGAUGGAGGCAGGAUGACACAUGAAAAUCUCCAAAGGCUCCUUCCAUCACACCCCAUAUAAAAUGCAAGCCAUUCUUACUGGCUUUCAAGGAUCCUCCUCUAUCUUUCUGUUGCCCUGUCUCAUCAGCAAGAUUGUAAGUUCCUAUAGGUCAAGCACUGUCUCUCUCCCCUCUUUGGUUUUCCCUUAGGAUCUAGCAGAGUGUCCAGGCAAGAUGUGGGUAGCAAGGCUGUAAUACCACAUCUUAAUAACUUCACCAAUCACUAUUCCCCCAACAUCCUUUCUCCAUUCCAGCCAAGUGCCUGCUUAACCAUCUUGCAAAGGACACCUUUUUUUUUGUCAGCAUCCAUCCCCCCUUCUUCUUAUAUAGCUCCCCAAAGCAUAGUUUCUAUGUUUUACUUUCUUUUUUCCUGACUCCUUCUUUUUCAUCAGUGCAUAUCUAUAACUUCUCUUAAAAUCUUGUUCAAAGAACACUUCUAGGAAGUGCUCCUUGACUAACCCUCUGAGCAUGUACAUUAAAGCACUUUGCUUAUGUUUAAUUAAUUCACAUUUGCUGCCUCACUUCUCUUCUGGAAAUAUGUAAAGAUGCAUUAAAAGAAAAAUGUACAUUCAUUUGUAACUUGCUACUAAAUUUUUUCUUAAUGUAUGUAAAAAGUAAUGCUAAGC
This is a messenger RNA of Ceratotherium simum simum (southern white rhinoceros), 2677 nucleotides long. RefSeq names its product apolipoprotein B mRNA editing enzyme catalytic polypeptide like 4 (gene APOBEC4). The record is from RefSeq and is a predicted model, not a curated record. Lineage: Eukaryota; Metazoa; Chordata; Mammalia; Perissodactyla; Rhinocerotidae.